AUGGAUGAAAUUGAUACUGAACUUUUGAUAACCUUGGUGGAAGUAAGACCUGUUCUGUGGGACAAAACUCUAGAUGCGUAUAGAGAUCGUAUUGCUACAAAGAAUGCUUGGCGGGAAGUUUGCGUAGCACUGAAGCAAGAUUUUGAUGAGAUGGAAGACAAAGAUAAAAAUGCGUUUGGUAUAGAAGUAAUACGGAGGUGGACCAAUCUACGAGACUCCUUUGUGAAGUCAAACAUAAAAAUUCAAGCUGCGAAAAAAAGUGGCUCAGCAGCAAAGAAAAUGAAAAAGUAUGUAUAUUCUGAUCAGCUGCAGUUUCUAAAAAAGCUGUAUGAUGCUCGAGAGACGGAGGACAGUUUUCAAUCGGAACGCACCGCCAGACUGGAAGAAGAUAUAGAAACGCAGGGCUCCGUCGAAAAUACUGAGAAUGUUUCUGGGCCAUUUGAUACAGCACCCACACAACAAACAUCCAAAAGCGAGUGCCAUACAAACAGAAAACAUAGAAAACCUGAUGCAAUCGAAAUGAAAAUAUUACGAGCUCUGGAAGAAGACAAACCUUGCAGCAAAAUGUCAUUUUUACUUAGUCUGAAGCCUCAUCUGGAAAAAUUUGAUGAACAGGAUUAUCUUCAGUUUCAGAUGGGAGUCCUCAAAGUUAUAGAAAAUAUAUAUGAAAGGAGAAAUAUAUUGACAGCUCAACCUCCUCCAUUUACCCAUUACACACCUCCCAUGCCCUAUAAUAAUAGAUUUCAAGCUUAUUCUUAUUCACCUAUGGAAAAUGCUGCUCCAAUAUCCUCUUACCAUACGCAUCAGAUUCGUCCUCCUCCAGCUGCACCAAACCCAACUACUUUUCUCGAACAACCAUUACAGACUUCUCAAGGUCGCAGUUCUUAUCAACGAAUUAAUAAAGUGCCACCACCAUACCCUUCGCCUUCCACAAGUAGCCAUGAAGGCCCACCAUCAACAACGCAGUUCUACAACGUUUUUGCAGAGAGCCUGUCGCCACAAAGUGACAGUACAGUGAGCAUCGCCCUGGUGGACGUGGCGGGCAGCGGGACCCUGGUGCACGUGCAGAGGCACGACUCCCAGCCGGCGGGCAGCCCCGCACGCAGGACGCAGGGCGCGCCUGCCACAGCGGUCGGCGCCCGGCCAACGGGUGGAGCACCAGGCGUCGGGGGCGGAAUGCCAGCUGACACCUCACCCGUGACGUCAACGACGACGACGACAACGACAACGUCAACUCCCGUGGCAGACACACCCGUAGAGCGCAGUGGCGCCGUGCUGCUUCGCAGGUCGUCUCACCAGAGGCCUAAGCACGCACUCCGCAGGUUCCGUGAUGGUCGCAGUAACGAAUUUCCUUGUUCUGGGGACUGCGGCCAGCCAAGGCAGUUUCAGGAUUACAGCACAAAUUACAAGAGCAGACAUCGCACAGGCUUCCACGGCCAAGAUGUGAGGUUUCCCGAGAGCACCAGUGGUGGAGAUCCUCUUCAGUACGCGCAGCUAGCGGGCUACAAGUUUUCCGGAGGGCCAAACAGCAUCCAGGACGUCAUCCGCUACCUCACGGAGGACCAGCCGGACAAUCGUCCGCACCACCCAAAGCAGCAGAAUCGCGGCCGUCACCGGCAGCACGUGAGGUUCCCAGCGGGCGACUCCUCGCACCCCAAAACGGUCAGGUUCUCCGGCGUGUACAACAUGCCGCGACCCGCCGGGGAACGCCACGAGAUGACCUUCCCUGGAAACGAACCGGAGACCGGCAGCACCAACGGCCGGCUCACCGUCACUCUGCCACCGCCGCCACUCAACGGACACGCUUACGUGGCGGACCCCUUUGUCAACUUCAGACCAGAGGAUCCCUCACAGAUCAACCUGCUGGCCAACAGCGGCCUGCGGUUCGCGCUGCCGGCACGCUCGCUGGACAAGAUCAGCCAGUUCCAGUUCCCGACGCCCCCGCCACCCUCGCCAGGCCGUCAGCCCACUCAGACGCAGCUGUACACCGAGGUCGUCUACCACCCGUUGGGACAGAAGCCUGCUCCACACACCCAGCAGCUGCACAACGUCAGGGGCGCCACGCGGCCCUUCAGCGUCAUGCUGGACGUCUACCCUCUCACCGCGGAGGGGCAGAUGCAGUACCGACCGCCACCUCCUCGACCACGGCCAGCCGGGGCGUCUUCCCACAUGGUCGUGCACCUCAACCUCUACCCCAGGAACAAUGCUGCUGGCGGACGUCACGACCCACACGACAGGAGUGACGAAUUCGACUAUGCCGAAGCUGAACCGACACAAGAGGGCGCCGAUUCAUGGAAACAAAAUGUAGCUGGAGGCAACACUGCUGAGAUGUUUGCAUCAUCCCCGGUCGUAUUCUGCAACAAGACAAUGGACGUCUUCCUUAGGGUGAAAGAUGUUGACAAAUCACCAGGAAGCAACUUCGACGGAAAUGGAAAUGAGAAGAAGGAGGGCACAGACAGGCGGCAGGGUCCCAGUUCUGAAGACGCAUUGCCACUGGAUCCCAGAGAGGCGGUAUCUGGGAUAUCUGAAGACCAACUGAACAAUGAUCACGAAACAGGCAGGGACGAAGGGCGGUACGCCGCCACUGGACGAGACUCAUCGCUCGAGGAUAAGGAGGGUGGCUCACCUACCAACGGCCACCAGUCGCACGGUGGGUCUGAUGCCAGUGACAGUUCCGGAGACUACGAUAUCGCUCUAAACGAUGGUCCACCCAGUGACUACGUGUCAGCCGUCGGGUACUUCGGCGCUUUGGAGUCGAGCUUUGAGACACGGAACGGCGACGAUUUGCGUGAAGGAAGAGAACUGGACGGGUCCGCCGUGACACAAGUGACGGGUCCACACACAGCAAACGGGUUAGACGACUCACCAUGAGUUCACGAGCGCCAGUUGCCCAAGAAGACUGGCCUUUAGGGAAACCUUU
Schistocerca nitens (vagrant locust) is the source of this 2920-nucleotide messenger RNA. RefSeq lists its product as uncharacterized. The coding region runs from base 1 to 2871 and encodes 956 amino acids. Gene Ontology annotation, biological process: regulation of transcription by RNA polymerase II. The transcript is spliced from 10 exons. The record is from RefSeq and is a predicted model, not a curated record. Gene Ontology annotation, cellular component: nucleus; transcription regulator complex. Lineage: Eukaryota; Metazoa; Arthropoda; Insecta; Orthoptera; Acrididae.